ACUUGGACAUGAAAGCAUUGUAUGGACUCAUCUUCUUCAUCACCGCUCUCUAAUUCUCUAAACCAUACAAACAAAAUAACACAAACAAUGUCAUAUCUUUUAACAACCUUAUUCGCCAUUGCUAUCUCGGUAGCGGUGGCUGCUGUUCUUUACCGGCCCGAACCAUUUCAACCGGUUCAAUUUCCAUCCGGUGAUUUAACUCAUCGAACCGCGAACGCUCCAGCUGUAAACCCGCGCAUGCUGAUUGGGUGGGAAGUUGUGGCAGAGGGAGAGGUGGAUGGACCUGAAGACUUGGCUUAUGAUAAGAGGAGGCGACUCAUCUACACCGGCUGUGAGGAUGGGUGGAUUAAGCGAGUUACUGUCAAUGACUCGGUGGGUGACUCGGUGGUUGAAAAUUGGGUCAACACUGGUGGAAGACCACUUGGACUCGCUUUGGAGAAAAACGGUGAACUCAUAGUUGCCGAUGCUACUUUGGGACUAGUGAGAGUGACACAGGAAAAAGGGAAGCAAACGAAGGUUGAAAUUCUGGCGGAUGAGCAUGAUGGAUUGAAAUUCAAUUUAACAGAUGGAGUUGAUGUUGGUAAAGAUGGAACAAUUUAUUUCACAGACGCAUCAUACAAAUACAAUUUGAAGGAUUUCUACUAUGACAUUGUGGAAGGUGAGCCUCAUGGUAGAUUCAUGAGCUAUAAUCCAGCAACAAAAAACGUAACAUUGCUUGCCCGUAACCUCUACUUUGCUAAUGGAGUUGCGGUCGCACCUGACCAAAAAUUUGUUGUCUACUGUGAAACUGUCAAGAGAAGGUGUAGAAAAUAUUACCUGCAAGGUUCCAAGAAAGGAAGAAUAGGUGAAUUUUGUCCAGAUCUACCGGGCAUGCCCGAUAAUAUUCAUUAUGUUGGCAAAGGACAAUAUUUUAUUGGAAUGUCCACGUCUGUAACUCCUGAAAGGGGUUUAUUACUUAAAUAUCCCUUCCUCAGGAAAAGUGCAGCGAAGUUUGCAAAGUAUUUUAGAAGACCAAAAGUAGAGAAGAACGGUGGAGUUUUAGUUGUGAAUUUGGAAGGAAAGCAAACAGAGCACUAUUAUGAGCCUCAAUUAUCACUUAUUUCAAGUGGGAUCAAAGUUGAAGAUUAUAUAUAUUGUGGCUCUCUUUCAUAUCCCUUUAUACUACGUGUAAAUGUGAAGCAAUAUCCUGCACUUCCCUUACCAUGAACAGGAAAAAUCUCACCCAUAUGAUACGAGGUUUCUUAUAAAGGCCCACUAAUUAAUUUUUGUUAUUAAAUUUUAUAUGUGUAACAUAUAAGAUGUUAAUUUAUUAUUAAAAACUGUAGUGGUAUAUUGUGUGGAAUUGGGUUGGUUCUGGUUAUACAUGUUAUUGGUUUAUGUAAUAGAGACAAAUAAGAUUUUAAUCUUGUAAUU
This is a messenger RNA of Cicer arietinum (chickpea), 1413 nucleotides long. RefSeq names its product protein STRICTOSIDINE SYNTHASE-LIKE 6-like. Gene Ontology annotation, cellular component: endomembrane system. Lineage: Eukaryota; Viridiplantae; Streptophyta; Magnoliopsida; Fabales; Fabaceae. The record is from RefSeq and is a predicted model, not a curated record. Gene Ontology annotation, molecular function: hydrolase activity.